GGGGUGCACGCGCGGGGAUGGGGGUGCGGGGCGGAUCGGGGCAGCCAACGUCGCGGCCCAGCAGCAGGAGAACGGGGCCGCCGCGCUGCUGUCAGGCCAUUUAGAGACCCCCCCCCUCCCCUCUUCCCCCACAGGCAACCCCGAGCCGGGGCCGUGUGCAGCGCUGCCCGAGCCCUGGCGAGACCGUUCCUGGUGAAACGUUGUAACCGCUUCCCGCAGGCUGUAGAAUGGGGGCGGGGUGAGGAGACGGUCCCUGCAGUUGAGUGACAGGUUUAGUGCUACAGAAGCUACAUGAGGCGCAACAAAUCACCCAAAACCAGUUGCGCGCCCUAUGGGCCAGCUCAGACCUUUCCAUGGAGCUAGCGCGUACGUGGGGGAAUCACUGAAUGCGACUACGCAGACAGGCCAGAGAGUAGACGUGACAGCAGUUCCCUUUCCAGUGGUGUAAAUUUCAAUGGCCAUGGAUGGCGCUAGAAAAGGCCCUUCACAUAGUUAGUGCCCUGUCAUGUGGCUGAGGUCGUUUAAUUCUAGCAGCUGUACUUCAAAACAAUUUGACCUGUCGGGAAAAAGCUACAGGUGACCAGUUUAAUUCCUUUUUCCCGAGGAAAAGUUUCCUAACAGCCACUUUUGGACUCAAAUGUAGCACUGAGCUGUUACCUGCUACCAUUAUGGGUAUCCAUGGAUUAAUGAGCUAUGUGGGAGAGCACAAGCAGUUCUUCACUGAUCUGCAAUUAAGGAAUACAAAAAUAAUCAUCGAUGGAAAUAAUUUGUUUCAUCGGCUUUAUUUUGAAUCAAAUCUAGACCUCCAACAUGGAGGAGAUUACGAUUCUUUUACAGAUAUUGUACACAAGUUUUUUGAAACUCUGUCUGUAUGCAAAAUAUACCCAUAUGUUUUGUUAGAUGGGGGAUGUGACUUGUCGGAUAAGAAGUUUGCAACAUUAAAGGAAAGAGCCAGGGAUAAAAUCCAAGUAGCAUAUUCUAUUUCUAGAGGUGGUGGUGGAAGUGUGCUACCCCUGCUCACCAGAGAGGUGUUCAAGCAAGUCUUGACCAAAUUAGAAGUGCCUUUUGUUCAGUGCUUCUCCGAAGCAGAUAAGGAUAUUAUGUCAUUAGCUAAUCACUGGAAUUGUCCUGUAUUAACAUUAGACAGUGACUUCUGUAUUUUUGAUCUAAAAGCUGGAUAUUGCCCUCUGAAUUACUUUCAGUGGAGAAACCUUUGUACUUGUGAAAGCACUCUAGAGUGCUACAUUCCAGCUCGAUGCUUCUUUUUAGAAAGACUAUGCAGCCACUUCAGUCAUAUGAACAAAGCCCUUCUUCCUCUCUUUGCUGUGAUGAAUGGUAAUGAUUACAUUAAUCUGCCAGCUUUGGAGACGUUCUUCAGCAAGGUGCGCUUGCCGGUUGGAGGCUCUGGUUGGAAGGGGAGGAAGCAUAUCCGCAUUCAGGGACUUCUAAACUGGUUGUCUCGUUUUGCUGACCCCACAGAGGCUAUAGACAACGUACUGAAAUAUCUUAAAAAGCAUGAAAGAGAAGAAAUAAGGGAGCUUCUGUACUCAUCCAUGGAGGAUUAUGGACAGUCUGAUGUGAAUCUUGAGGACUUUUUUCAGAAUGGAAAUUAUGAAUCUGAGGUGGCCAGGAAAUUAGAAUUGCCACAAUGGAUGCUUGAGGCUUUGGCAAAAGGUAAUUUGUCUCCAUUCAUUAGUGAUGCCCUUAUAUUAAGAAGAACAAUCCUUCAUGUCCAGGUGGAGAACAUGCAGAGACCUAGUGCUCACACAGUUGCCCUGCCCAUUCGUCAAAUCAUCUAUGGGCUACUUCUGAAUACCUCUCAAAAUGAUGUUACUUCCCCAAGUAAACAAUCAAACAAGCUCCCAGUUGUCCGAGAAUUUGACAGAGUCCAAAAGACACUUAAAAAAUCUUUUGUUCCAACAACAGUGCUGCCUCUGGAUUUUUGUAAAGACCAUCACCCUUUGGCCACAUUAACUCAGGUGUCCAGAUCAAAUCGACUAGAACUUCUGUUGGAGACAUUAAGAGUAAAAGACAGCAUCCUACAACCCUGCCCCAGUUCCUUGAGGCUCCCUGUCGCUGUAACCUGCUUCUGGACAUAUUACUCAGAACCCAAAGUGAAAUUGCAUCAUUUACAGGCUUUACUCCUAGGAAUGGUAUUUGGGGAAUUGCACAGGACAACAAGUAGCCCAGAUCCUGAAGUUUUCCACAGCAAAGAUGAUAAAAUGCUCUAUGACCAAUUUCUAAAAUGGAAAGAAAAGCAUUUUCAGAAGUUACUGGAUUUAGACACAGCCCACGCUUUCUGCCAGUGGCAAUGCUGCCUACAGAUGGGAUUGUAUCUAAACCAGCUACUCUCGACUCCUCUCCCUGAACCAGACCUAACUCGGCUUUAUUGUGGAAACCUUGUGCACAGAUUAUGUCAAGAGCUUAAAUCAGCACAUGCAGCAGAGACUCUGCUCAUCUCCUCUCCAAAGAUGAGCCAGCUUUAUUGUGAUCUGCUUCAUGCAGUAAAGUCAACUGUACCUCAAGACUUCUUCCAGGAGACAACCACAAAGACCAAGUCCCGCAAAGAAAAAAAUAAGCAAGCACAGACUACCAGACAGCAUGCUACAUUGGAAGCUCAGCCAUUGUGUGAUGUUAACAAUAGGUUUGCAUCACUAAUGGUGGAAGACUGAAAGCAGCACACACGGUAUUCAAAUCAUUGUGCCUUGGGAAUUGAUCAAGUGAAGUGUGUGAACUGCGUAAGAACUUAACUGACCCUUUCACAAAAGUUGAUCCACAUGGAUACAGUGGUUUUUUUCUAUGAUAAUGUUAUUGGAUACUAUCUGAACUUUCAAAAAAUUGUCAGAAGAUGUCAUUGGAAAAAAAAGAAACAAGGUUUGCAGUUAAGGUAAAUCAGUAAGACUUCUCUCCCCCAACUGUAGAACAAAAUAGCUACUACCUCAAAAACUCUUUUUAUUAACAGUGGAAGUAUUUUUUUUCCAGAGAAGCAUAUUUACCUAAAUUAUAUUUAGUAGUAAUUAAUGAGGAUCAUGAAAUUCUGUGUAGGUUUAAUUUGGGGUAGAGGAUGAGAGAACAGCUUUGAUUUACAAGAGAAAACCUAGGUUAAGUAAAUAUUUAUGCAUAUAGGUUUGACAGUCUUAAUGAUUGUUUCUGACAUACUCCUACAAUGCAACAGCUAGUAUUUAGUAUUCUUGUUUCCCUUUAAGUAUCAGUCAUGUUUCUCUCACGGUUAUAAAAGGUUUUGAAACUGCUGGCAUCAUUAGUCAGAGUUGUGGCCAUUGCUCACCAGAAAGUUACGAACCUUACAGUAACUCCAGUUACUUGAGAAGUGCUGUCCUUCUUUGGACACAUUGCAUCCCUUAUGCAUAAGGUGAGAUUCUUUAGAAUAGCAGUGUCCAGUAGAUCAAUAUCUGUGACCCAAGAAUCUUUGCAACAGUUGUAGCCCAGGGCACAAGGAGUGGGGGACAGCGUCAACUGUUUCUCAAUUCUUUUGCCAAUGAAGACUCAAAUUAGUGAGAUUCUUCAAUCUCUUUUCUAUGUGGAAAACAUCUUGAAGAACCUUGGUGGUUUAAGGUAACUGGUUCUUUUAGCUAUCAAGUGAUUUCCAUACAGAUUCCAUCCUUGCUCAAAGAUGGGUAAUAGGACUCCUAUAUAAAUAGAUUCAAGAGCUACAUGCUAACAGAGUUUGAUCUAGAGGCCUGUCUGACAGUAUAGGAGCAUAGUAAAAGUACAAACCAAACAGCAAGUCAUCAUGGCUCAGACAGUGGAAUAUUGUUCAGUGAUGUAGUGGAAGCUGGAGAGGCUCAAAUCAAAUGUGUCCGUGGAGAUCUCUUUGGUAUCAUGCAGUAGCUUUACAUACAGUCUGAAACCCAUUUAGGGAUCUACAAGAAACCACCCUUGCAGUGCCUAAAGAACUGUAAGAAUACCUAACACUCAUGAUGCAAAACAUGCAGCUUCAACCAAGCACUGGUAAGGAACUGAGGGGCCAUAGGGUUGGCAGCACCUAGUCUACCAGUGCCUGAGUUUGGCACUCAAGGGGCACUAAAGCCAACCCUAGAGAUAGCACAAAGGCAAAAAUCUUCUACUGUGCACAUGGGCACCUGAGUAAAUGAUAAAUUGUCCCCAAGUAGUAUUGUAUUCUAAGUACUAAAGAUGUUGAAGAUAGUAUCAAUGCAAUGAGAUUGUAAUUGUAGUGAAUAGUCAUACAGUAGCUUUAAACUGAUCUGUCUGCUUGACAAUUAGGAGUAGAGCCGAAAAGAAUUUCUUCAAGAUAUUUUUUAAAGUGGAGAUUUAAUCUGUUCUCUAAAGUAAAUUUUGACAGAGCUAAUUUAUUUUACAGUUGCAUUUUUAAAAUGUUUUACUGAGUUUGGCUAUGCAGAACAAAUUUGUUCCAAAGUUAAGGUAGGAUUUUGCAUUUUGUUAUUUAGGAUAAAUAUAAUAAUUUACGGGUUAGAGAAAAAAAAUCAAGCAAAUUAAAAUGGAUAUGUAAUAAAAGUUGGUGGAAAAAAAUCAAGAAAAGUUAAGCUCGUAAGUCAUCACGUGACUUAUGAAUUUUUAAUCUCUUGGAUUCUGAUAUCCAAAGUUUGUAUUUACAGUGGAAAUAGAGAGCAUGUUUAUUUUACUGUUAUGCAAAAGGAAGCUUUUGUAAUUAAGAUCACCGUACCAACUUUUUUUAAUGACUUACAUUUAAAUACAAUAGACACCUAUGUACUAGAUUUUAAUACAUUUCACACAUCUGCGCUUAAUUUCCUUUCAAGUGCUGAACACUUCAGUACAGUAGGAAGUUAGAUGCCAUUUAACUAUAAUAGGGUUAUUGUAUUAAAAGCUCAAAGAUUGCUCUGGGUCUGAAGAGAAGGUGCAAACCCCACAGCUAGCUAUGGAAAUGAAGGAACUGAGGUAGCCAGGACUGCACCGCUCUUUUGGAACCUAGGAAUUUUAAAUGUUCUGUGUUGAAAGUGGGCAGCUGUGCCGCCUCAGUCAGGGCUUACUUUCUACAAGGCCCCUGAAGCUCUGUCACCAGAAAUCUCGUGCAUUCUUAAAGUCAGAGCAUGUACAGCCAAUUCAGAGACUUAUUACAUGAUGUUCUCUAGGAAUACUGAGUGUGCGCCAGGUUGCUUUGACCAGGAAGAGGUUCCUAAGAUGCAAGAUGAGGUAGGUUUAGAUGGAUCUAGAAAAGGAGCAUUUAAAACAACAUAAGGAAGCAUUACUGGGUUUUAUAUCUGUUUUAAAAAAAAUCUGAUGUGUUUCAAACAAAUGGGAACAUGUAUCUUUACCCAAUUUGGAAAAACAUUUAACAUAUUGUGCUCAAGAACAAGUUACAUUUUGUGUUUAAACAGGUACUAAUGAGGUAUUAUAUGCACUGCUGCACUCUAAUCACUGGAAGUGCACUUCCCAGAAGCAGAAAGAAGUAUGUCACGUUGCUGAGGAUCAAGACACAUUUUAAAAUCAAUGCUAACUUAUAGAUCCCUGGAGUUGCUCUAAGCUGAUUCCCAGACUGUCGUAAGAGUAGGAGGUCUGGAAAGAGAAAUUCUGUCACUCAGUUAUC
Pelodiscus sinensis (Chinese soft-shelled turtle) is the source of this 5545-nucleotide messenger RNA. RefSeq names its product asteroid structure-specific endonuclease 1 (gene ASTE1). The record is from RefSeq and is a predicted model, not a curated record. Lineage: Eukaryota; Metazoa; Chordata; Testudines; Trionychidae.